AAAGGGACAAAGUCUGCUUCUAAGCUCAGUGUUCAAUGCCUGUUUAUAUCGUGUGGCAGGCGCAAAGAAACUCUAUGCCCAAGGAAGUCCAGGAAAUUUCCUUUACGAAAAGUUCCUGAACCGACCGGGAAUCGAACCCGUUAUCCCUAGCACGUUCAUGCUGGAUACCCGCGCCUUUACAGCUGUGGCUAUAUGGGCCCUUUUUUCACAACUACAUACUACACUCAUCAGUCAACAGUAGUAACGAUUGCAUUGGAAAAAACGAUGACGUAACACAACGUUUAACGGGGCUGAACGACUCAUCAACAUUAUCAGACAGUAAUUAAUAAACUGCAAUCGAAGACUGUCUUCGUAGCUGAUUGAGGGAAACACGCUCGGUGCAUCAAGUUGAAGCAAAAGUUCCAUGUGCCCGUGCCCCCAAUGGAACAUCUACAGGUGAUCCUGACAGUCUCCCUACUUAUAGCCACUGUCAACACCAACAAACAUCAGACCAACAACGCCCUGUACCGCUGUGGAAUACGGAAACGUUUCGGUGAACAGCUGAUUCACCACGGCCAAACGGCAGAGCUUGGACAGUGGCCGUGGCAUGCGGCGAUCUACCAUCGCAUCGAUCGCAGAAACUCACCGAAUGGGACGUACAAAUGUGGAGCUACUCUAAUCGAUCAACAGCACGUCCUCACGGCCGCCCAUUGCGUAGUUAGUGUGAGUGGCCAAUCGCUCAACCCGCAACAGCUGGCGGUUCACCUCGGAAAGCACGAGUUGUACAAAUUUGACGGGCAAUUGCAGAUUGUUAACGUUAGUGAGGUGCAUAUACACGAAGAGUAUAGUCCUAAUCGUCAUGAUGUGGCCCUGCUGGUUUUAGAUGAAGAGGUUCGUUACUCGGAAUAUGUGGUGCCGAUAUGCUUGGAACCAGUCCCGGGAGGUAGGGCGGAUGACCUGGUUGGACAACUAGGAUGGGUCGCUGGUUGGGGGAUCAACGAGAACGGGACUUUGUCCGAAGUGCUGAAGACCACCCAGAUGCCCGUGGUGGAUAUUACCGAAUGUGCGAGGAGUGAUCCCAAUCUGUUCGGGAGAUUCGUGUCGCAGGCGGUGUAUUGCGCCAGUGAUCGCAAUGGAACAAGCGUAUGUGUAGGAGACUCAGGUGGCGGGAUGUAUUUUAGCACAGGAGACCGCUGGGAACUCCGAGGGAUAGUUUCGUUUGGUUCUAAAUCGAAAACUGGUAGCUGUGAUACCAGCAAGUACAUAAUGUUCGUCAACGUCGCACACUACCAUUCUUGGAUAAGGAAACUAACGGAUGGAAGGAUCGGACACGUCAGCAACGUUAUAAAGAGGAUCAGUGAAAAAAAAUGUGAAGAAUACGCUACCAUUGCCAGGAAGCGGUCAAAUGGAGUUUGCAAUAACGUAAGGUCCCCUCAUACGGUCAGCGUAAUCAAAGAAGGAUUUAAUAUUUCCUGUAGUGCAACGGUCAUUAGUGAGCUGUACGUGUUAUCAUCAGCUGCCUGUGGACAAUUCAACUCUAGUCAAUGGAAAAUCCGAGCCGGUAGUGAAGAAGAUAUGAAUAUCGCACAAGCAAUCGUUCAUCCUUUGUACAACCACCAACGACGCAGCAACAAUCUCAUGUUGCUGAAGUUGGUAGAACCUUUGGUGCUUGGAAGCAGGUUUCUACCCGCAUGCUUGGCAAACGCGGCGACGGAAAACCUGUACGACUCACUGAUGGUUACCGGCUACACCGGAAGAUACCGUCGGUUCUAUAAAAAUGUCAACAUAAAGGCCCUUUCGACGGCCGAAUGCGUCGCCCGCCAGAAGUCAAAAGGUGACAAACGGACCGUUUCACCGGUCGAGGUGUGCGUUGUGGCCCAUCACGAAGAGGAGUUCGACGGUGAGGAUUACCUACUGGCCGGAAUCACCGGAGCGUCGCUACAGACCUUCAAUAGCCGCAGUUGUAUGUUCACGACCCUCGGGGUCUCCACUGCCGAUGGGCUGGAGUUGGAAGUCUACACCCGGGUGGCGUCCCAUUUGGAGUGGAUAGAGUCGAUUGUUUGGGCCGACGAGUACCUGGAGGAUGAGCAAACUUCAACGGAUCGUGCAGUGGUGGAUGUUGAAAUGGAAACGGAAUCCGUGGAUCCAGCAACAACGACCGUAUCAUCUAGAAGUGCCAAUUUGUACAACAAAUAUUCGCAUGAUUUUUAUUUUCCGGAUGGUUAAAGUUAAAAAUUGCCAAGUAUGAUAAGUAGUUACCGAUCAAUAAUGAUCGAGUUUAUUCUUGUACCUCACCUAAUGUCUCAUGAUCAAUUUCGUAUCAAUUACUAAUUUAUAAAUUAGCUUCCAUCUCAUGCAAAAAAACAGUUGUGAAAGAACUAUAAUUUCCUUAAAAUAAUAAGACUGAAUAAUUGUCCCUCGAAUUCCAUUUUCAUCUAAGUCCACGUCUAUUUCGGGCACAAUCUGAAUU
This is a messenger RNA of Aedes albopictus (Asian tiger mosquito), 2449 nucleotides long. Its product is annotated as polyserase-2-like. Gene Ontology annotation, biological process: proteolysis. Gene Ontology annotation, molecular function: serine-type endopeptidase activity. The record is from RefSeq and is a predicted model, not a curated record. NCBI's taxonomy places the organism in Eukaryota, Metazoa, Arthropoda, Insecta, Diptera, Culicidae. The coding region runs from base 421 to 2205 and encodes 594 amino acids. The transcript is spliced from 6 exons.